AUGGUUCUUCGGAUUCGACUCGCCCGCUUCGGCAACAAGCACAACCCUUUCUUCAACAUUGUCGUUGCGCAAGCCCGCUCCGCCCGCGGCGCUAAGCCCCUCGAAGUCAUCGGCACCUACAACCCCAUCCCAAAACGUCCCACGAACUUGUACGAGAAUACCGAUGCCCGCCCAUAUAAGGAGAUCGCCCUCGACCGGUCACGCGCAAAGUACUGGCUCGGUGUUGGUGCGCAGCCUAGUGAUCCUGUCUGGAAACUGAUGGGCAUGGCCGGUCUUGUUGCGCCCAAACCUACUACUUUUGACAAAGCUUGA
Molecule: messenger RNA, 312 nt
Organism: Penicillium expansum
Lineage: Eukaryota; Fungi; Ascomycota; Eurotiomycetes; Eurotiales; Aspergillaceae
Product: mitochondrial 37S ribosomal protein bS16m
Exons: 3
Coding region: 1-312 (103 amino acids)
Biological process (GO): mitochondrial translation
Cellular component (GO): mitochondrial small ribosomal subunit; ribosome
Molecular function (GO): structural constituent of ribosome
Source: RefSeq, a predicted model, not a curated record